UUAUUGGUAGUGAGAUAAAUUUGUAUAAAAAUUUUGUUUCUUGUUGUCUUCGUUAUAAUCAACGUACAUAUUCGUUGCCGUCGUUUUGAGUAGAUAUUCAUGUUUUUUUACAAGUUAAAUUUCAAAUUUUUAUCUCUACAAGUACUUGAACAGAGUUUUCGUUGGUAUUUCUUAAAAGGUAGAUGUUCGUUAAUCUGAAUUCUGUUCAUUUUUGUUUUUUAUAAUAUUACCUACUUUUGAAUAAUCAUUUGCGAGUUUAUUUUGCAAAAGAAAAGUGAUCGAGUUACAGCAUUAAUUCCUAAAAUUGUGUUGAACCUGAUUUUUAUUUUUCAGGAUGUUCCAUGCUAAAAAAUAUCAUGCAUAUCACGCGGUGCAAGCUCGAGAUGUUGAUAUGCUUUUACAGGAAUUCAAAUCGAAAAUAAAAUGGAGCAGUAAACAGAAAAUUAUUGAUAUUGGCUGUGGUCCUGGAGACACGACGUGCAACUAUUUGUUGCCUUUAAUUCCGAGAGAUGCAGAACUGCUUGCUAUUGAUAUGUCUGAAACGAUGAUAGGCUUGGCAAAAAGUCAAUAUUGGACCGAUCCUCGUUUAAAUUUCGAAGUUCUGGAUGUAACCAAACCAAAAAUUGUUGAAAAAUACGAGUCAAAUUUCGAUACGGUGUUUUCAUUUUAUUGCUUAAACUGGAUACCUGAUCAGCAAAGUGCAAUGAAGAAUAUGUAUUCGGUAUUGAAAUCAGAUGGUGAAAUUUUAGUUAUUCUGGUCGUCGAUUGUCCAAAUUAUCCGCUCCAUGAGCUAUUGGCAGCUUCUCCAAAAUGGUCCCCUUAUAUGGAGAAUUACAGAGAUACUAUAUCACCUUAUCGUUACAGCAAUGACCCUGUAUCUGAUGUUAGAAAUUUAUUUCAAGAUGUAGGUUUUCAUAUUAAGAAUUCUUCUUAUGCAAUGAAAUCUUACACGUUUCCUACAAAAGAAAUUUUCCACAAAUGGAUGGACGGAGUAAACCCAUUCCUGAAAAAUAUUCCACAAAAUGUCUUAGAUGAAUACGAUCGAGCCUGGAAAAAAACAUUAUGGGAUGAGAAAUUAUGUGUCUUACAUGAAACAAACGAAGUCACUUAUGAGUACUCUGUGAUCACGGUUUUCGCUGAAAAAUAAAUUUUAAGAUCUGUAUAAUUAAUACUUGAAACCUACUUAUUGUGUAGCCUACCUACGCCACAUUGGUGGUGAAUGGUGAUUGAUCAUAUUAAAUUUAAUCUACCUACUUCAAAUAAGAAUACCGUUUUUGAAAUUUUUUUACGCUUUUUUUGGAUCAUUUUACACAUUUUUUAAUAAGACCAAAAUUAUAUAAUACAUACCUACUUACCUACUUAACAUCACCUGAAAAAUUUUCAAAAAUUUUUUUUUUCAUUUUUUAUAUAGGUAGGCUAAAUAUUAAAAUUUGAAACCUUGGUGAAAAAAGUGAAGGUUCAAGCCAGAGAUGCAAAAUUUUUCUUGCAAUCUUUUGAGGUCCACCUAUUACUUUUAUCCUUUGACUAUAUCCAAUCCCCUUCUAAUUUUUCAAAAAAAAAGUCAAACGACCCAUUCUAUUGAAUACUUAAAGACAACUCCUCUUAGAGCAUGUAGCUAUACUAUAUGCUCUAAGUGGCCAGUAAACUUGCCGAUUUGUGUUCACACGCAGACAGUAAACUUUCCGAGAGGUCUAAAGUGAUAAACUGAUAACAUCGAUUCUUUCAUUUGUGGUUUAAUUUAGUUUGAACACAAUUUUGAAUUUUAUGCAAGUUAUUCUUCAGAAUAAUUAUGGAUUCAGAGAUCUUAAAUGCUAUGAUUAGAUGUCUGGCGAUGUUAUUAGAACAAGAAGUCAGAAGAUUGCUCUUGAAAGAAAGAAGAAAAAUUCAGAGAAAAGAAUGGGCAAAGCGUAGAAUUGCAAGAAGACGACUGCAGUUCGGUCCUUCUAAUAUCGAGAAAUCCGGAGUAUGAAAAUUGCUUAUUAGGUACCUACAUAUUUUUAUUUUAAUACCGAUCUCCUGUUCAAUUUACUUCACCGCGUCACUGAAUUAUUCGUCGAUGUCGGCAAACCAUCCUGGAAUUACCGCAGUAGUAAUGUCUUAUGUCUACAAUUCAAUCUGAAAGUAGGAAUAAGAUACCGCAAUUUGUGCAAAACCGACGUAAUUCUUACAUUAGGUAGUACAGUGCAUUUAAUUAAUCGUAGGCCGGUAGGCAUGGUAAAUUGUGGAUCUUUUUUGUUUUCAUUCAUUUAUUUUCAUUUUUUCGUUUGUCAUUUGCUAAAAUAAUGAGAAGUUGGACGUUUAAUUUUUUCGUACCACAAGCUUAAUUUCGUGUUUCAGUGAUGUUAUUACUAUACAAUUUUCAACAGGUGAUCUUGUUUCUUGAAAGUUGAAAUAAAAUUUAAUUUAGUAUUCAAA
Molecule: messenger RNA, 2415 nt
Organism: Planococcus citri (citrus mealybug)
Lineage: Eukaryota; Metazoa; Arthropoda; Insecta; Hemiptera; Pseudococcidae
Product: juvenile hormone acid O-methyltransferase-like
Exons: 7
Coding region: 335-1147 (270 amino acids)
Source: RefSeq, a predicted model, not a curated record